AUGUUUGAUCACACACAGUAUCCCUAUAAUUGCUUUAACUAUGAUGGAGAUGAUUACCCAACCUGCAGUUCUGAUGAAGAAAAAAAAUGUACCAGACCUGCAUACAGUUACAUUGCUUUAAUUGCAAUGGCCAUUCAGCACAGCCCCAGCAGCAAAGUGACCCUGUCUGGUAUAUACGACUUUAUUAUGAAAAAGUUCCCAUACUACAGAUCCAAUCAAAGAGCGUGGCAGAACUCUAUCCGACACAACCUGUCUCUCAACAGCUGUUUUGUGAAGGUUCCAAGAACAGAGGGUAAUGAGAAAGGCAAAGGAAAUUAUUGGUCAUUUGCAUCAGGUUGUGAAUCAAUGUUGGACCUCUUUGAAAAUGGAAAUUACAAGAGAAGACGGAGAAGAAGGAACAUGAAAAAAUGCCAGAAAGACAAAAAACAGUCUCAAGGACUGCAUCCAGGAGAAUUAUCUAUAGCCAGCAGUUCUGCACAAGUUGUCUCUGGCAGGGAAGAAACAACAGAAUCAAAAUUCAGACAAACACAAUCUGACAAUUUGUUUCCAAGCCAUAUCUCUAACAAAAAACAGGGCCAAACUAAUGUCAACCUAGGAAAAUCAGAUGAAAUUAAAUUUAGCAUUGAUUAUAUUCUGUCAGCACCAGACCCUUUGCCGGUUCUAAGGUCUCAACAUUGUAUUAUAGACAACAUAUACCAUCCACUGGAUCCUCAGCAACUAAAUCUGCAGUUUUGGACUCUGUGA
Bombina bombina (fire-bellied toad) is the source of this 744-nucleotide messenger RNA. It is a transcript of the gene FOXL3, whose product is annotated as forkhead box L3. The transcript is spliced from 3 exons. The coding region runs from base 1 to 744 and encodes 247 amino acids. NCBI's taxonomy places the organism in Eukaryota, Metazoa, Chordata, Amphibia, Anura, Bombinatoridae. Gene Ontology annotation, molecular function: DNA-binding transcription factor activity, RNA polymerase II-specific; RNA polymerase II cis-regulatory region sequence-specific DNA binding. The record is from RefSeq and is a predicted model, not a curated record. Gene Ontology annotation, biological process: cell differentiation; regulation of transcription by RNA polymerase II; anatomical structure morphogenesis.